Molecule: messenger RNA, 1065 nt
Organism: Spirodela intermedia
Lineage: Eukaryota; Viridiplantae; Streptophyta; Magnoliopsida; Alismatales; Araceae
Source: the annotation of a GenBank genome assembly
AUGUCGAUCGCGCUGGGGAGGAGCGGCGAAGGGACGGAGUUUGGCCGGGGGAUCGCCGGCAUGGCGGCGUGGGGAUCGGCGGAGAUCGCCGCCGGGAGGAGGCUUCCGGCGGUGGCGGCGCCGCCGCGGGGGAAGGGGAAGGGGGAGGACGGGGGGGACUCGGCCUGCUGCAGCUCCUCGAUAGGGAGCAACAGCGACUGCUCUCGGAGCGACGACUCGGGGGAGCCGGAGGUUCAGAGCAGCCUGAAGGGGCCGCUCGAAACCAUGGAUGCCCUAGAGGACUCCCUGCCGAUCAGGUACCUACCUUCUCCGCCGUCCUCGCUUCGUGAUUCUUGCUGUUGGCGAAUUCUGGAAAAGUUUUCCGAAUUCGUUGGCGUCGUUGAGUGGAAUCUGGAGGGAUGGGAGGACCUCGACGGAGCAGAUGAAUGAAUGAAAAUCGAGGGGACGACGGUGGCGAUUCGUAGAAGAGGAGAGAGAUUUCUGUGUCGAAUCAAGUUGAAGGACGAAGAAUUUAUUCUGUGGUUCCUCAGUUCAUCCAUCUUGUGGACGUCGGUCUGUGGAUCGUCUUCUUCUUGAUGAAGUGAAAUCCCCUCAGCCUCACAGUGCGCCCGGUUCCUCUGCUUCUGCAGGCGAGGUAUCUCCAGGUUCUACAAUGGCAGAUCGAAGUCCCUCACAAAUCUUGUAGAGAUCUCUUUCUCGUCCUCCGCCAGGGACCUCGCGAAGCCGGAGAACGCCUACACCCGCAAGCGCAAGAACCUGCUGGGCUCCUGCAGCAGCCGUGGUGAGCGGCGCCGCCCCAGCGACACGCCGGCGAUCGCUGGAGGGAACAUUCCGAAGAGGCCGACAAAUUCCCGCCGAGCGACGAUCUCCCCCGCCGGCGGCACGAGCAGCUCCGACAGCAACAGCGUAGAGGAGGAGACGGAGCCCUCUGCACGGCUGCGCCCGCCGAGGCAUCCGAACGCGAAGAACUCCUCCCUCACCCCCUGCGAAGGCUCCCCGCCUCGGAGGUGCCAUUUCUCCGUGCGAUCCUUUUCCCUUUCCGACAUUGCAGGUUGCAAUCGCUAG